GCGAUUUUACUCUGAAAUUUCCCUCAAUUUCAGCUUAAGAAGUGUCAGAAAUACGAUUUUCGUGGUUUCUACAAACCGAGGAGAUCACGAAAACUCCCGGCUCGGAACAGUUACAGCCUCGCACGUUCCUAGAUAGGUUACCCCCCCCCCUCUCUCUCUGUCUGUCUGUCUGUCUGUCUCUCUCUCUCUCUCUCUCUCACACACUCUCUCUCUCUUUCUCCCUCUCUCUCACUCCCUCACACUCUCUUUCUCCCUCCCUCUCCCUCUCCCUCUCUCUCUCUCAUCUCUCUCUGAGUCUACAGGCAAACCCUCCUCCACACGUGUUUCAGCCGUCCCUUCGCUCGGUUCCGUUCAUCUAUCUUCGCCCUGCUUGGCUGCUUCCAGCUAACGUCGCUUCUCCUCCAGCUUCCGCAGACGUCUCGUCAGAAGCGGCGAGGCUGCGCUCUUGUGGGAUUUCGGAGGCCCUGAAGUCCUGAGAGCAGAGAGCUGACAUUGCACAACCGGGGAGGGCUGCUUACUACCGGACCGAUUGUCUUCUUUUAUUUUGAACUGUUUGGUUGAGAUACACUUCUAAGUUCCAAGGCCACCGGCUCUUGCUUUUGUAACAGAAACUUGUGCUUUUCUUUAUCCUGCCUUUCUGUGCUUUUGACUGAGGAAGAACCACUGUCGAAUGCUUUGUGGUAUGAGGGUUUGUGUGGAGCGGCAGGCAGAUAAUGGCCUUCUUAGUGUCACCAUGACCACAGAGAAGGUUGCCACCGUGCUCGGAGUCAAAAUGGCCUCUUGCACAUCUGCAAAAUACAGAAACCAUCUUCUGUCUUUUGGUUGUGAGUUGCCUGAAAGAAGCAGCUCUGAGCCACAGCUCCCCUGUGUACGUUCCUGUCGUCUGUGUCCAUCUAAGGACCACCAGGACUCUAAACUUUCCAAGGAGAUACAAACGGACUGCGGCACAGGGAGUGCUUUUCACACCAGAUCCAAGAGUUUGGACAGCUUGGGAUAUGUAUAUAGGGAUAUGUACUGCUACACGACUGAGGGACUGUCUUGCAGGCGGUCAAAUAGGACAUGCAGGGCGGUGGAAACGAUUGGAAGCUGCCAGAGGGCCAGCCCUCUAGCUGUUCUUCAGCAGUGCCAGGACAGAGGGGAAAGAACAGAGGGGUUUUCUUUUGAAAUGACUCACCUCAAUGGAGGGCCGCCAAGCUUGAGCGGGUCACGCAGCACUUCAUGCCAGCUGGAAGCUGAUGUGGUCGAGCAAAGCGAGGAGGACAGGCUUGCCUCUGGGUGCAGCACUAGGAGAAGCAGCCUGCCCAUACCUUCUCCAGCUCAGCUCCAUCGUACAUGGGACUGCAGAGGAAAGUCAAAAGCCACAAUGCAGGACGUGAUGCCUUGCCAAAUGGAUCUGAGAUGCGGCUUCUCCAGCCUGGAGAGGCUUAACAGGAGAUACAAAGCCAAAUGUCCUCUGGAACGGUACUCGGAUAUGCCCCGUCAAGGCUCUGGAGCCUCCAGGCUUAAUCCAGCCCAACAGCAGCACAGUGACAGCGAAGGUACGGCGUCCGACUGCGAGUUUGUGCGCAAUAAAAAGGACCGCUCCACUGUGCUCGUCAGGAGGUACCUGAAGAACAACAGGAAGGUCACGAAGAUGGUGUGCCCUGGCACUCGAGCCAUCGUGAGGGCCCUGCCCGCCGGCUGUAUUUCUGAGAAAGCGUGGCAGGCUGUUUGCAGAAGAACGCCUCUCUUGAGUGAGAUGUGUACCUUUGCAGCUUACUGCAGAUACAGUAGAGCGUGUCAGGGCGUCCAGCUGCAAGUCUCCAGGACCGUUCUCCUCUAUCCAGGGGUCAGGCUGGCAGAGCUGCAGCGUGCUUUCCCCGCCCUGAACUUUGAGGUCCAUCUCUUACACCCCUCCAGAAAGCUCUUGGCUAGGACGCUAACAUGGCCAUCAGCCUGCCUACUGCGGGCUAAGUAUCAGGCUUGCUCGUCUAGAACCAGUGUCGCGGCCCAUCUGAGUGGGGCGCUGCUGGAGGCCACGGCAGCUCUCGGGGCCCGCAGCAGCCUGCCCGGCAUUGCUCUCAGCUCCACCAGCAAACCCAUGCUGAAAGAGUUUUGCAGCUCCAUGGCCAGCUCCAGUUCGCUGUCCUCAAGUGUGACCGGCAUAAGUAAGGAGCUGGCUGACCUGCGCCACCUCAUCCAGUUCCCAGAGGAAAUUGCAAGCAUCCUGACGGAGCAGGAGCAGCAGCUGUACCGCCGCGUUUUUCCACUCGACUACCUCUGCUUCCUCACCCGUGACCUGAGCAGCCCUGAGUGCCACAACCGCCACCCACACCUUAAAGCUUCCUUGUCAGCCCCCACCAUGUCCACCCAGAGCACCCAGCACAACACGGUGGAGGACCUGGUCAUGCGCUUCAAUGAGGUUAGUUCUUGGGUGACCUGGCUUAUCCUGGCAGCAGGCUCUAUGGAGGAGAAGAGAGAGGUCUUCUCCUACUUGGUCCAUGUGGCCAAGUGUUGCUGGAAUAUGGGCAAUUACAAUGCAGUGAUGGAGUUCUUGGCAGGUCUGAGAUCCCGCAAAGUGCUGAAAAUGUGGCAGUUCAUGGACCAAGCAGACAUCGAGACUAUGAGAAGCCUGAAGGAUGCCAUGGCACAGCACGAAUCAUCAUCCGAGUACAGAAAGGUGGUGAACCGUGCCCUCAACAUCCCUGGUUGUAAAGUAGUGCCUUUCUGUGGAGUGUUCCUCAAGGAGCUCAGCGAUGCUCUCGAUGGAGCAGCAAGCCUGAUUAGCCUGCGUCCUACUUUUGAUUCUCAAGAGGACUCUAUUGAAUUUGUCUCCGACUACAAUGGUCAACAGCAUUUUCUACAAAGGGUGGGAGGCGACGGGCUACACAACUCAGAGAAGGAGGCCACGGUCAGCAACAUCCUGCAGACCAUCCGCAGCUGCAACCGCAGCCUGGAGGCUGAGGACCUGGAGGAGAACACUGGAGAGCCCAGCAGUUCCCUCCACAAGAACUCCUUCAAGGACAAGAGCAGGAACCAAUUUCUAGUAGGGGACCUGUCCGAUUCUGAAGGGGAUUUGAUGGAACAGCCUCAUGAAGCAGACCUCCAGAGCCCAGAGGAGCUGCAUGGGGCUUUCAGCCACGGCACGGAACUCAUCCCCUGGUACGUUCUCUCAUUGCCAGCUGAUGUCCACCAGUUCCUCCUGCAGGGAGCCACAGUGAUCCACUACGAGCAGGAGAGCCACCAGAGUGCCCGCUGCAUCCUCCGUCUGCAGCCAGACAACUGCUUCCUGACCUGGGCCAAACCCCCGAGCAGCUGCCCUCCAACUGGCCGGAGCAAAGGUUGCCCUCAGGACCCUGUCCCCCACAGUCAGGCAGCCGUCUGCGGACUGACCGAGGGCCUCCUGGACCUCAGCAUAGUAAAGGCCGUGUACAUGGGCCACCCUGGCGUGGACAUCAACUCCGUGUGUCUGCAGCACAAGCUGUGCAGCAUGAGCGCGCAGGAGAACGGAGUCACGAUGCUGUAUGGAACACACACCACUGACAACAGGCUGCUGCACUUCGUGGCACCCACACACACAGCAAGCAUGCUGUAUGAGGGCCUGCAGGAGCUACUCAGUGCCAUCAGGAAGAUCAAGAAGUUCCCUGACCAGAGACUGCAGUGGCUGCGCAAGCAGUACAUCAGCCUUUACCAGGAAGAAGCUAAGUUCGAGGGGCCGACAUUGGCACAGGCCAUUGAGCUGUUUGGUGGCCGACGCUGGAGCAUGAGCACCGGAGGCCCGGGCUCUGCCAGCAAGAGCUUGGAUAAGACCACUGCUCAGAAGAACAGCCCACUGGGCAUGAGCUCCAACACCAAGAAGAAGAAGAAAAUCCUCGUAAGGGGAGACAGCGGAGACGGGACCGAUGACGAGAUGAUCACACGCAAAACUAAAAGCUGCAAGGAGACCCUCAGCAGGAGGUCAUCGGAUCCUUUAGACUGUGUGGAGCAAGAAGAGAACGAGGACUCGGUCCCUUUUGGCAGCCCUGGAACCUUGUCCUUGUCCAGCACCAAAUUCCAAUCCCCUGGAACCUCCUCCAUCUCCUCAUGUUCCUCCACUACAAACAGCUGCACCCCCACCCGACCUCACUCCUCCCCUGUCCUCGCCAGCAGCAUCAAAAACCAAACUGGGGCGUGGAGCAGCAGGAGCUGGCACGGUCGGGGGAAAGGCUGUUUCCGUGGCUUCCAGAACCUCAUGCUGUCAGAUAGCAUCAUGAGCUUCAUUGAGUUUGUGGAGCUUUUCAAGUCAUUCAGUAUCCGCAGUCGGAAGGACCUUAAGGAGCUGUUUGACACCUAUGCCGUUCCCUGUAGCCGCUCAGGCCCAGACUCGGUGCCUCUCUACACCACCCUGAGAAUCGAUGACAAAGUGACUGGCCUACAGCCUGACUUAGACCUCCUGACCCGAAAUGGCUCUGACCUGGGCCUGUUUAUCCGCACACGCCAGCAGAUGUCUGACAACCAGAAGCAGAUUUCUGAUGCCAUCGCCGCUGCCAGCAUCGUGACCAACGGCACAGGUGUAGAGAAUGCAUCACUCGGUGUGCUGGGUCUCUGCAUCCCUCAGCUCAAUGACUUCCUUGUCAACUGCCAGCGAGAGCACCUGACCUAUGAUGAAAUCCUGAGCAUCAUACAAAAAUUUGAGCCGUCUUCCAGCAUGCGCCAGAUGGGUUGGAUGUCCUUUGAAGGCUUCGCCAGGUUCCUGAUGGAUAAGGACAACUUUGCUUCUACGAACGAGGAAUCUCAAGUGAACUUGGAUGAGCUGCAGUACCCACUGUCUUACUAUUACAUUGAAUCCUCACACAACACGUACCUUACCGGCCACCAGCUGAAAGGGGAGUCCUCAGUGGAGCUCUACAGUCAGGUACUAUUGCAAGGUUGUAGGAGUGUGGAGUUGGACUGCUGGGAUGGAGACGAUGGCAUGCCCAUCAUUUACCACGGGCACACACUCACCACAAAAAUCCCCUUCAAGGAUGUGGUGGAGGCCAUCAAUCGCACUGCAUUCAUCAACUCUGAGAUGCCCGUCAUCCUGUCCAUCGAGAACCACUGCUCUCUACCUCAGCAGCGCAAAAUGGCUGAUAUGUUUAAGGCGGUGUUUGGAGACAAGCUGGUGACCAAGUUCCUCUUUGAGAGUGAUUUUUCGGACGACCCGUUGCUCCCCUCACCUCUGCAGCUCAGGGGCAAGAUUCUGCUCAAGAACAAGAAGCUGAAGGCCCAUCAGGCCCCUGUGGAUAUUUUAAAGCAAAAGGCACUCCAGCUGGCACAUAUGCAAGCGCAGGCCAACAGCGGUGCACCUGCUGGAAGUUGUAUUGGCAGCCAUGAGGAUGAAGAGGAGGAAGAAGACGAGUAUGAUUAUGACUACGAGUCACUUUCUGAUGCUGAUGUCCUCAAUGCUUCCACCACAUCUUUUUGCCAGGAAGAUAACAUUCUGGAUGACAAGCCUGAGGGGAAGGCAUCGAGCGAGAAACUUCAGUACGAGUCCAACGACGAGAUGCCGAAGAGGUUUAAGAAAGCAGGGAUUAAAGGAAAGAUGUUCGACAUGGAGCUUGGGGAGGAGUUCUACCUGCCGCAGAACGAGAAGGAGAGCAGGCAGAUCGCUCAGGAACUCUCCGACCUCAUCAUCUACUGCCAGGCCGUCAAAUUCCCAGGCCUCUCCACCCUCUCACUGCCGGGCUCUGGAAGGGGAAAGGACCGAAAGAGUCGGAAGUCCAUCUUUGGCGCUGCUCCUGUGCGUGGAAACCCCGGGGAGCCAGUGACGUUGGUCCGUGGCCCAGGGAAAGCUGGUGUGGAGGGUGUGAGGGUGAAUUUGGAGGAGCAAGCCUUGUGUUCCUCUGCCCCGGCACCCUCUCUCAGCGCCAUCAUCCGCACACCCAAGUGCUACCACAUCUCCUCAGUGAACGAGAAUGCUGCCAAGCGCCUGUGCCGGCGCUACUCCUCCAAGCUGAUCCAGCACACAGCAGGCCAGCUGCUGCGCACCUACCCAGCCGCCACCCGCAUCGACUCAUCCAACCCCAACCCCCUUACGUUCUGGCUGCAUGGCAUCCAGCUUGUUGCCCUUAAUUACCAAACUGAUGACCUGCCCAUGCAGCUGAACUCCGCUCUGUUCGAGGCAAACGGUCGCUGUGGCUUCGUUCUGAAGCCCCCUGUGUUGUGGGACCGCUCUUGUCCGCUCUAUCAGCAGUUCAGCCCACUGGACCGAGAGCUGGAGCACAUGACCCCCACUCAAUACACGCUCACUGUAGUGUCAGGUCAGAACGUAUGUCCAGGGAACAGCAUUGGGAGCACAUGUGUGGAGGUGGACGUUUUAGGCCUGCCGGUUGACACCUGCCACUUUCGAACCAAACCCAUCCACCGCAACACACUCAACCCCAUGUGGAAUGAACACUUCUCCUUUCAUGUGCACUUCGAGGACAUGGCCUUCCUGCGGUUGGCAGUGGUGGAGAACAACAGCUCCCAGAUCACAGCUCAGAGGAUCCUGCCCCUCAAAGCCCUCAAACCUGGCUACAGACACCUACAGCUGAGGAACCAGCACAAUGAACCACUGGAGGUGUCCAGCCUGUUCCUGUUUAGCCGCAGGACCGAGGAGAGUCCAGUUGGAGGACCCCGACCUGCAGCUGUGUUGUAUAGCUCAGAGGAGAGGCGAGCAGCGAUACCACAUAAAAUGACGGUGCACGGAGCACCAGGCCCAGAGCCGUUUGCUGUAGUCGAUAUCAGCGAACACACCACGGCCAAGCAGCUCCUGGACAUGUUGGUUCCAGACACCUCUGCAGACUACUUCCUAAUGGAGGAGAGGAUGCCUCUGUCGAAGGAGAAAUGUGACGCAAAGAAAAUACCUCAGCAGCGCUCCCUACCACCCGACGAGAGGGUUCUUAAAACGCUGUACAGCUGGCAGCCGGAGGAGGGCUACGUGGGCAGAAUAUAUCUAAAAAUCAGGGAGGAGAAUCCUAACGAGAGGAAAACUGUGAUGGAGGGAGCAGAGGAGGUGAACAGUGGAGGAGAGGAGGACAUGUUUUUUGUGCAGGUGCACGAUGUUUCACCAGAACAGCCUCACACCGUCAUUAAAGCCCCUCGGUACAGCACUGCUCAGGACAUCAUCCAGCAGACGCUAAGCAAAGCCAAGUACUCUCUAAGCAUCCUGAGUAAUCCCAGUGCCAGUGACUACGUCCUGUUGGAGGAGGUAAGCCGUGAGGUGGCAGGAAAGAAGGCAUCCUCUGCCAAGCCUAGCCAGCGCGUGCUGCUGGACCACGAGUGUGUUUUCCAGGCCCAGAGCAAGUGGAAGGGCACCGGAAAGUUCAUCCUCAAACUCAAAGAGCAGAUUGCUCGUGAGGAUAAACGUAAGGGUGUGUCGUUCGCCAGUGAGCUGCGGAAGCUGACGGGCCGCAGCCGCAGCGUGACCGUGAAUGGCCCCCCGGUAUUGGAGGCAACGCAGAGUAAGGACGAGCGUGGCGUAUGGCCCGCCACGCCACCUCUGCCCGAGGCCUCCGACUGAAUGCACGCUCUGCAUUGUGUUUGUGUGCAUGCAGUGCAUGGAGUCCCAGCCAGGGUCUCUGUUGUCAGUGGGACUGAAGACCUGGGUGGCUGAGGGCCGUCUGUGCUCUCAGAGGCGGUCAAUAAAAGGACAUCCUGAUGACAGCGGUGUUUCCUCCAAUUGGACCUUCCCCUUGCUGUGGAACUGGAAACUGCACAAAUGAGUCCAGACACGCUGCAGAAAUGGCACUAAAAAUGUUCUCAUAAAGCCUCAGACAGGCUUUCCUGAAAGAACACAAUGACCUCUUGGCUGCAGAGUAGCAGGGGGGGGGCAGAUUUAGGCUGUUAGCACUUAGCGUUCUCCAAGCUUGGCCACCUUUUGGACGGGCGAGUCUACAGAGCUCUUAGGGACCGUCUAGAGAUGCUGCAUUUAUUAGUUCAGUGAAGGAGGUUGUAUGGAAAGUUUCGCUGGGUUUGCGUUCAAAGCAGGUCAGUUUUGGCCGCUGAUGUCCAUUUCCCCUCUUUUUUGGCAGCAUAUGUGGUUUUACUCACCAGUUUCCCUAUUUCUGUCCGCAGUACUGUAAUCGAGAAACACAUUAUUGGACAGCAUUAUUGCACAUUGCUUGUUUGUUGGUUGCACCUCACUCUGGUACCAUGUAUUUAAAUUUUUUCUAUAUUUAUUUCGCUGAUUUUUUUAACCCCCCCCCAAACAUGAAAAGUAGUAGCCCCUCCCACAAAAACACUAUAACCUGCUAGUGUUGUUAGACAUGUGAUUUUUAAAAGCAUAGAUUUAAACAGUAUCGUCCAGUAAGGGGUAAGACUGCUGUAAAGAAUGCUCUGUUAUUUAUUUAUUGUUCGGGUAGUUGAUCCACAUUUCAGUAAGAUGUGAUAAAUAACUAAACCCUAAUAUGUACAAGUUACAAUUUAAGGUACAGUUUAAUUUCCGAGGCCAGCAAAAAGUUUCUUUGAUUUCUUUUGUUGUGUUAUGAGCUAAGAAUUUUCAAAUCUGAGGCAUUUAUGACUUUUAUAUUUGAGGACGCCACUCCUGUUUCACUUUACUGUUUUCUCUAUCUAGAUUUGAACUGAUACUUCUCGUGCAUAAAAACAUGAUUUCUUGUGGGAUAAUUCUCCCUAUUUUUGCGUGUAGCACAAUAAUGUCCUAAGACUAAAUACGCACUCGCACUUAAACAUAGUCCCAAUGUGUGUGCAUAACAUUUUAACUAGAAAGUUGUAUUUAAAUAUGAAGUUUUCUUGACUACCUCUACUAACCUGUGGAGCCUUGAAGACCUACUCACAGCUGUUUUCUUGUGUACGUUCUUUGCUGUAUUGUUACUGAACAUCUGACUGCUUCUAAACUUAAUGUAAAGUGGAACGGUUGUGCAUGAAGGUUGGAAACCUCUCGUCUUUUGUUCUUUUCUUGCUUUGAAGAGGUCAAUUUUUCCCCCCCGUCAGUUGUUAGUGUCUUCGGCCACGCAGCUGUUUUUAUUUAUUUGAUAUCAUAGCCCAGGUUGGCUAUAAGCUUGUCUUGUACAUAUAAAGAAGACUGUAACUGUUAAAUCCAUGUCUAAUUUAUUCCAGAGGGUGUAAAUAUUACCCCAUCCAGUUUAUUCUGUACCCGUGUACAUUUUUACUUUUAUAUUUUAAAAAUAAAAAUUCUGAAACGCUAUAUUGACAUUUUUAAAUGAUAACUUGAGCGAGUAAAGUAUGGGGUAAUGGAUACAGUAUAUUUAUUUUUGCUUUACCUUGGUCCAUGCUCAUCGGUAUUCAGUCGUGUGUUUUCACCAGUAUUUAGUUUUAAAAAUGCUUUGAAAGGCCUAAAUUAUUUCAGUGACUCAUUUGGAGCAGCGGCCUCUGUAAUAGACUUAAGGAGUAGCAGCCGACUCCUUUUUUCUUAUUUUUGGCACUUUCUGUGACAAUCUGGUGACUGUUAUUUGACUACUGUAGAAGAAAUUACAGGACCUGUUGUACAGUAUACUUUCAACCAUUAAGAAGUCCAAUAAAGCUUGUAAAUCACUUCA
Pygocentrus nattereri (red-bellied piranha) is the source of this 9494-nucleotide messenger RNA. RefSeq names its product phospholipase C, epsilon 1 (gene plce1). Gene Ontology annotation, biological process: lipid metabolic process; small GTPase-mediated signal transduction; phosphatidylinositol-mediated signaling. Bases 671 to 7498 code for a protein of 2275 amino acids. The transcript has 35 exons. Lineage: Eukaryota; Metazoa; Chordata; Actinopteri; Characiformes; Serrasalmidae. The record is from RefSeq and is a predicted model, not a curated record. Gene Ontology annotation, molecular function: phosphatidylinositol-4,5-bisphosphate phospholipase C activity; guanyl-nucleotide exchange factor activity.